Molecule: messenger RNA, 874 nt
Organism: Drosophila serrata
Lineage: Eukaryota; Metazoa; Arthropoda; Insecta; Diptera; Drosophilidae
Cellular component (GO): endomembrane system
Source: RefSeq, a predicted model, not a curated record
UAUACCAGCAGCUGUUUGGCACUGAUAACAUUAAAAACCAAAACAAGCUAGUAACAAACUUGCUACCCGGCCAAGAGGCCAGUUGACCAAAUAUGCUGCCCACCAAAACGGAUUCCCGUCGCCGUCUCAACAUAGCGAACUCGUCGCCAGCAGUUGGGGAAUAUGUCAAGGUGGUGGAGACCCAGUGCGAGACCGAUGGUUUCGUUAACGAACAGUGGGUAGAGCCGGCGCUCCAGAGGCCAAUACCCUGGAAGACCAUCAUCAUUAUCCUGACGCUGUUUAUUGGUGGCGUAAUCUGUCUCGCCUUCGCCACUCUCUAUUGGGUGACAGAUACGGGCGAUGAGCGUUCGGAUCGAGUCUGGGCGCUGAGCAUUAUAGGAGCAUUGACCUUUAUCCCCGGAGGCUACUACGUGUACGUGCUGUCUUGCAUUAUGCUCAACCGAAACGGAUUCACCAUGGACGAGAUAAGAAGGCUCGGCUGAGCGAUCAAAGGGGAUCCGAACACAUCCAAAAAUCGUCAAAUAGAGUUUAUUAUUGCAUUUAGACUACAAGUUAUUCACACAUUUCAUUGGCAUAUAAUUUCAUUAGCAACAAUCUUAAUGUUUGAUACAUGUUUGUGUGUAUUGCCCCGGUAAUUGUUGUAUAAAAAUAUGUUUAAAUACGAGCUUGUUAUCAAAAUGUAUAAUGCUUGGCGUGGCUAGUUUAGUGCGCGGAACAUUUGCUAUCUAUAUAAAUACACCACGGCGUAACGCUUGUUUAAAUAUACAUAUGUAUGUUUUACAGGCAUCAACUAUAGUUCUACAAGAUAUAUUUUACGUUUAUGGCCAUUUUCUCUAUCAAGCAUAAAGUACAUACAUUAUAUGUUUGAGCUUAA